Molecule: messenger RNA, 1269 nt
Organism: Amoebophrya sp. A120
Lineage: Eukaryota; Dinophyceae; Syndiniales; Amoebophryaceae
Source: the annotation of a GenBank genome assembly
CUAGCAGGAAAGAGGGAGCUAGUAGUCGCUCACUAUCAAUAGAUGUAUUUCACCAUGAGAAGCUGAAGCACACGCUAUUGGCACAACUUAGGAGGAGCUCAAAGAAAGGUGAAAAUAAAGCUAAACUUUCCGUUCUAGUACCGCAGCCCGCGCUCCUACUCCAACUGUUAGUGCCUGUCAGAUCUGAAAUAUUAACGCUUCAAACACAUCUACCAGAAGCAUGGGCCGCCUCCGGGACGACAACACCAACACGUACACUACGACAACAGUUGAUCUACUUGUGGCAGCGUCGAGACCUAUUCCCCAACCUGGACGCGACUUCGGGAACAAAAAGAUGACGAGCAUUCGUGACUUCACGGAGGACGAGGGAAGAGCCUGGAAACGGGCGGUUGCGUACAACACCGCGCGCUGUAGUCGGGAGGCGAUUUUGCUCCUCGGUCCUGCCGGCGGCGGGAAAUCUGCGUAUCGGAAGGAGUUUCUGGAGAGUGACCAGGGUUCGCAGUUCGUGGACUUCGACGGCGAUUUGAUGCGCGACGUCCACGGCCAGUGGCAGGAGGAAAUAGCAGCAAAGCGGGGUGAUCAUGGCGAAGAUCCAACGCGUCUUUUCGAAGCUAUGAAACCGGUCGCGGCCAAGUUCAAGGAACAGAUGCUCGCACAAGCGGUGGCGGAGGGACGGUCGGUCAUGUUGCCGUUCACUUUUUCCACGGCCGACAGUUUCGAACGGUUGCAGUGCAUCGCGGACGCGGGCUACAGCGUCGCUCGCGUGAUCGUUUUUCUGGCUGAUUUUUCCUGUGUUAGAGAACGCAUCGUUCAGCGCGGCAGGCAAACGGGGCGGCAGCAGACGAUGGGUGUUGAGAAGUACAAAGCCUGCUUGAAGAACAUCGAAACAGUGGUGUCAUCGCUAGUAGGGAAGAGAAGAGGUUCAAGCUCAAGGUCCACGGAGAACUCAACUGCGUCGCUGGUCUGCCGCGAUGGCGCGCAGAUCAUGGUCCGAGACACGACAGAUAGGGUGGUCUCGAAUGCAGAACAUCAUGAUGUUUUGCUCAACGUGUCACUGUCGUGUCAAUACAGCCCUGAGAGAGAGGCCGACGCUAUUUUGGCAGAAAUUCGCAGAAUAUUUGGGAGGUUUCAGAAGUCAGCAAGUGAUAUCGAGGGAAAGGAUGAUCCUUUCUAAACGAAAAAACGCAAGACACAAUCAUUGAAACGAGUGUCGAUCUUACAUCCGCACUGUUUGAUCAAAGUGAAGAGGACACUUCGUUUAUUUUCCAG